Molecule: messenger RNA, 3220 nt
Organism: Salvelinus sp. IW2-2015
Lineage: Eukaryota; Metazoa; Chordata; Actinopteri; Salmoniformes; Salmonidae
Product: opioid-binding protein/cell adhesion molecule-like
Source: RefSeq, a predicted model, not a curated record
AAAGAUUGGGGAAAAUAAUGGAUUCAAUGAACCUGAUACUCGUUUUUGGUUUUGAGUGAAAAUAGAAAGGACAUUAGUGCUGCUAUCCCUGCCUAUUUGAAAUGUGCAACAAACCCCGAGUGCUGAAGGGAUAGUGGAGAUCACUAAAACUAUAUUGUAUAGAGUCAAUCACAAGAGUUAAUCACGCAUGUGUGUUGUUGUUUGUGCUCUCUUCUUCGGAUUUGGCACCAGUGGUUUAAGUUUUAUCACGUCAUCUCAACCGAAAUACCUGUUUUAGGUUUGCUCUGCGUGCUGUCCACGACUGCAACCGUUCAUUUUCAAUGAACGUGAAAUUGCGCACUGUCAUCAUCAAUACAAGCAUUUGGACCAUUCGGAAAGGAAAAGUAAACAUUUCCAUGCGAGCUGCGGAACAGAAUGGAACAGACUGCCAAUAUAUUUUGGAGUGCGCAGUAAGGAUAGCUACCCUCUUGCAUAGACUAUGCUGUAGCUGGAAAACAUAUUUGGAUUAACAGAUGAACAGUAGGCUAUUAACUAACCCGCGCUCGCUCCACAGGACCGCUAUACGCAUUUGCCUUUUAAAACAACGGAAGCAUUGUCUCGACAAGCAGUGGGAUUUAUAAACCGAAGAUGGGUAUUUGUGGAUACUUUACCGUGUCUUGGAAGUGCCUGGUGGUUCUGUCUUUCAGACUGCUGUUUCUUGUCCCCGCAGGUUUGCCUGUCCACAGUCAAGGGGAAUCCCAAACCGAUAGUAAAGUGAUGGACAAUAUUACCGUCAGGCAAGGCGAAAACGUCUUUCUCAGGUGCGCACAGGGGGACAUCGUCACACACACGGCCUGGCUCAACCGGUCGAGUAUACUGUACGCCGGCGAGGAUAAGUGGUCUGUGGAUCCCAGGGUGAGCCUGGUUACACUCAAUCAGGAGGAGUUCACCAUCAAGAUUGAGGACGUGGACAUGACAGAUGAAGGCCCGUACAUCUGCGCGGUGCAGACGAGCAGCAGACCGAGGACGACGUCAGUGCACAUCCUCGUCCAAGUGCCACCCACAAUCAUCAACUUGUCGAAGGACAUCGUGGUCAACGAAGGCUCCAACGUCACCCUGAUGUGCCAAGCCAGUGGCAAACCAGAACCCUCGCUCACCUGGAAACUCCUCUCUCCCUCAGUUGACUUGGUAUCGGAGGACGAGUACCUGGACAUCCCCAGUAUCUCCAGACAGAGAGCYGGGACAUACGAAUGCACCGCCAUCAACGACAUCGCCACAGACGUCCAGACCGUUGAGAUCACAGUCAACUAUGCCCCCAGUGUGUCAGAGGGCAGAGACGUUGGCGUGACCCUUGGCCAGAGAGGGGUGCUGGAGUGCGAAGUGGAUGCGGUGCCCAAGGCGGACUUUGAGUGGUAUCGAGACGACAGAAGGAUCUUCAACGGUUUAGACGGCAUGGAGAUCGAGGACGCCGGGCAGCUCUCCAAGCUGACCUUCUUAAACAUCUCAGAGGCAGACUACGGCAACUACACGUGCAUCGCCAUCAACAAACUCGGCAGCUCCAACGCAAGCUUUGUCCUGUAUGAGGUUAUUGAGCCUACUAGCUCAACACUAGUGCAAGGACCCGGAGCAGUGCAGGAUGGGAACAGCGGCUCGAUGGGGACACGCGUACACACCUACACCUGUCUACUUCUGGUCACCCUCCUUCCGUUUCUGCUCAAGUUUUGAUGCAGUGGGCUUUCUGGCAUCCGAGGGCAAGGUUGCAUGUUUUGUGUGUUUUCUCUCACCCGGAACCACAAACGUGAUGCACAGAGUGCAUGGGCUACCCUACUACAUCAUGUCGAACCGCUAAAAAGUAUUAUGUAACAUAUACUUUUUUUAUUAAUUUUAGUUCAGUUUUAAGGACAUAACAAGUUGCUUUUUUUUGUUUUGAUUUGUUUAGUUUCACCUCCCAUUAUGAUAUGAUUCUUAAAUGUUUAUUCAUGUGGGUCUCAAAAAUAGGCCUGUCCGAUGUGGUUUGUCUGUUAUUUACAUUUAAUUUAUCUCAAUUUCCCCUGACUGACAGUCGUCUUAGCCCCGAGAGUCUUAGCKCCAAGAGUUAAGUGUAUGAGGUGAACUAAACAAACACCUCAAACACAGGCAAGGACCAGAAGGACUGAAAUCCCUCUAGGGCCUAAAAGCCUGUAAUCAUGUUUGUUUUUGCUGUAAUUAUUUCGGAUUCUGAUACAUUCACAAACCACAACGGUUAAGAAGAAAUGGAAUUUUGACAAAUGUUCUUCUUCCUCUCAUCAUUGUAAAUUGUGAUCUUUUCAGUUGUUUGUGCUAUGCUAUUUUUAUGUUGUUUUUAACACAUAUUGAAAGGGGUAAAUAAAAUAUAAAAGUUGUAUUUAUUUGUGCAAAGACCAUGUUUGUCUUCCCUUUUAACUUGCACAAGUCUAUACAAGGUGGUUUGAAGAAUAAUUACUUAACUAGUUAUGAAUGGAAAGGGAGUUUAUUUCCAUUUUUGUGGACAUAUAACUUCAGCUAGUGUAAUCACUUGCAAAGUUUAUUAAUGUCUCUACAGCUGGUGUUACCUUAAGGUACUUUGUAAGUUAUAAUGUAUUUACAAUGGUCAAUUCUGAAGUGUUCCCAUCUAAACUAACCAGUGCUGGUAGCUAAGGAGUAAGAUCGUGUCCAAUAGCAACUCUAUGGAUCACUCUAAGUGCAAAUCCUAACUUCCACUUCAGUCACUUACUGAUGCAUUGAUGUCAGUGGGAGACUAAGUGAAAAUUGGACUGAAGUGGAAGUUAGGAUCCACCUCUGAGGUUCUCAGRUGUUAAUAUCAGUAUUUUUGUAUGGUCAUUGUUUUGAGUUUGUUCCAAAAUACUCUCUCAUAACCAAUAAGUAUUAACUGUUUGGUUGUGUUGAACUGGUACGUUUUGACUGGAAAUUCAAAUAGAUUGCUUAUAUUGUCUCCCAAUAGAGUGCAGAUACAUUAAAAUAUUCUCAUACAGUGUGGUAUACCGAGUUAAAUAAUCAGGGUUGAGUUUGGAUUGAUUUGAAAUCGGGUAUAUCUUCUAGUCGAUGUCUCUGUGACACUCAGGAGCUACAAUAAAACAUUCUAUAACCAUCCACUUAAUUUUACGCAAUUAGAUUUUGUUUAACAGGCAAGCACAAUCCAUGCUCCAUGAAAUCACUGAACAAAAAUAUCAACGCAACAUGUAAAGUGUUGGUCCCAUGUUUCAUGAGCUGAAAUACAAGAUCC